AUGUGGCACUUAGUUGUUCCUAUUUCUCUGGAAGAUAAGAAACUAGCAAUUACUGUCUUCAGUUUCCCACCAGACAAAAGAAAUGUAGGAACUGCUGCGUACCUAAACGUCUUCUCCUCCAUUUUCUCUGUUCUUAAAGAACUCCAAGGUGAUGGUUACAAUGUUGAGGGUCUUCCAGAGACUUCAGAAGCAUUGAUCGAAGAUAUAUUGCAUGACAAAGAAGCGCAGUUCAGCAGCCCAAAUCUCAACGUUGCUUACAAAAUGAACGUUCGUGAAUACCAAGCUCUCACUCCUUACUCAACAGCAUUAGAAGAAAAUUGGGGAAAGCCUCCCGGGAAUCUGAAUGCAGAUGGAGAGAAUCUAUUGGUAUACGGGAAACAAUACGGUAAUGUAUUCAUCGGUGUUCAACCUACAUUUGGUUAUGAAGGCGAUCCUAUGCGGUUGCUUUUCUCCAAAUCUGCUAGCCCUCAUCAUGGUUUUGCAGCAUAUUACUCUUUCGUUGAGAAAAUUUUCAAAGCCGAUGUUGUUCUUCAUUUCGGCACACACGGUUCCCUUGAAUUCAUGCCUGGAAAGCAGGUAGGGAUGAGUGAUGUAUGUUACCCUGACAGUCUGAUCGGGAAUAUUCCAAACGUCUAUUACUAUGCUGCAAACAACCCUUCCGAGGCUACCAUAGCCAAACGCAGGAGCUACGCAAAUACCAUAAGCUAUCUGACUCCUCCAGCCGAAAAUGCAGGACUAUACAAGGGUCUUAAGCAGUUAAGUGAACUCAUCUCGUCAUAUCAGUCCCUCAAGGACACUGGCCGCGGUCAACAAAUUGUGAGUUCAAUUAUUAGCACGGCCAAACAAUGCAAUCUCGACAAGGAUGUGGAUUUGCCAGAGGAGGGUGUUGAGCUUCCAACUAAAGAUCGUGAUCUUGUUGUUGGGAAGGUGUAUAAUAAGAUCAUGGAGAUUGAGUCCCGCCUGUUGCCUUGUGGACUCCAUGUCAUUGGUGAGCCACCCACAGCCAUGGAAGCAGUUGCUACAUUGGUGAACAUAGCUGCACUUGAUCGUGUGGAAGAAGGUAUUUCCUCCCUCCCUUCUAUACUAGCUGAGAGUGUAGGAAGAAACAUAGAGGAAAUUUAUAGAAGCAGUGACAAAGGAGUAUUAAAGGAUGUAGAGCUUCUUCGCCAAAUAACCGAAGCAUCACGCGGAGCAAUUACUUCCUUUGUGGAGAGAACUACUAAUAGCAAGGGUCAAGUUGUUGAUGUAUCUAAUAAACUUACCUCCAUCCUUGGAUUCGGCAUAAACGAACCAUGGAUUCAGUACUUGUCGGACACCAAAUUUUACCGAGGUGAUAAAGAAAAGCUCAGAGUUUUGUUUGAGUACCUGGGAGAAUGUUUGAGGUUAAUUGUAGCUGAUAAUGAAGUGGGAAGUUUAAAACAAGCCUUGGAAGGUAAGUUUGUAGAGCCAGGACCUGGAGGUGACCCAAUCAGAAACCCUAAAGUUUUACCAACAGGGAAGAAUAUUCAUGCCCUUGAUCCACAAUCUAUUCCUACUACAGCAGCAAUGGAGAGUGCCAAAAUAGUGGUAGAGAGAUUGCUUGAGAGGCAAAAAAUUGAUAAUGGAGGAAAGUAUCCCGAGACAGUUGCACUUGUACUGUGGGGAACAGAUAACAUUAAGACAUAUGGGGAAUCACUUGCCCAGGUUCUGUGGAUGAUUGGUGUGAAUCCGAUAGCCGAUAACCUUGGAAGGGUCAACCGUGUAGAACCUGUAAGCCUUGAAGAGCUCGGAAGACCUAGGGUUGACGUCGUCGUUAAUUGCUCUGGAGUAUUCAGAGACCUUUUCAUCAACCAGAUGAAUCUUCUGGAUAGAGCAGUGAAGAUGGUUGCCGAAUUAGACGAACCAGCAGAACUGAACUAUGUAAGGAAGCAUGCAAUUGAACAAGCUGAAACCCUAGGGAUUGAAGUUCGAGAAGCCGCAACAAGGAUCUUCUCCAAUGCGUCAGGAUCUUACUCCUCAAACAUAAACUUGGCUGUGGAAAAUUCUUCAUGGAAUGAUGAGAAGCAGCUCCAAGACAUGUACCUUAGCAGAAAGUCUUUUGCUUUUGAUUCUGAUGCUCCUGGUGCAGGCAUGAGUGAAAAAAGACAAGUCUUUGAGAUGGCUCUCAGCACAGCAGAUGCCACAUUCCAAAACCUCGACUCGUCAGAAAUCUCUCUCACUGAUGUCAGUCAUUACUUUGACUCAGACCCAACUAACCUUGUUCAAAAUUUAAGGAAAGAUGGGAAGAAGCCAAGUGCAUAUAUUGCUGAUACCACCACUGCUAAUGCCCAGGUACGCACCCUUUCGGAGACAGUUCGACUUGAUGCAAGAACCAAGCUGUUGAACCCUAAGUGGUAUGAAGGCAUGCUAUCUAGUGGUUAUGAGGGUGUUCGCGAGAUCGAGAAGAGGCUUACAAACACAGUUGGAUGGAGUGCAACUUCUGGACAAGUUGACAACUGGGUGUAUGAAGAAGCUAACACAACAUUUAUCCAAGAUGAGGACAUGUUGAAGAAGUUGAUGAGCACAAAUCCUAACUCCUUUAGGAAGCUGGUGCAGACAUUCUUGGAAGCCAAUGGACGCGGAUAUUGGGAAACUGAAGAAGAAAACAUUGAGAAGCUGAGACAGUUGUACCAAGAAGUGGAAGAUAAAAUUGAAGGCAUCGAUCGUUGAAGUAUGCAUUCAUAAGUCAGAUGAAUAUAUAGAGAAUUUAACUGUACCUUCACUAUAUCUGAAACUUGGUUACCACCUUGAAUUGAUAGUUGAAGUAUGGCAUCAUUGUUAAUGUAAUUUGUAUCUCCUUUCCUCUUUUUCCCUGUUGUAAUUUUUGUUGACUUUCAGGGAUUAUGUUCCUUUGUGCAGUUGCAAAUGUCAAACAAAUUAGCGAAUAUAUCUUCCAAUUUUAAAUAUAAA
Trifolium pratense (red clover) is the source of this 2928-nucleotide messenger RNA. RefSeq names its product magnesium-chelatase subunit ChlH, chloroplastic-like. Lineage: Eukaryota; Viridiplantae; Streptophyta; Magnoliopsida; Fabales; Fabaceae. Gene Ontology annotation, cellular component: chloroplast. Gene Ontology annotation, molecular function: magnesium chelatase activity. Bases 1 to 2688 code for a protein of 895 amino acids. The record is from RefSeq and is a predicted model, not a curated record. The transcript is spliced from 4 exons. Gene Ontology annotation, biological process: chlorophyll biosynthetic process.